AUCUUGUUUCAAUUAAUAGGAUGGGUGCUUUAGGAUUUCAUAUCAAGUUUGGGAACAAUACAUUUUCAUUAUUUAAGGAUAAUUUUAUUUAUGAAUCUUGUGUGUUGGUUGAUCCCCUGUAUCAUUUUAAUCUUGAUUUGUAAUUUACUGAAUCUCUAAUUAAUGUUGAAGAUAAUGUGGGAGUUAAGUGUAGUGCACUAGAUGAGGACUCUCGGCUUUCUCGUAGCACCAACGUCUCGGUCAUAAUUCCAAAGAUAUGCUAAUGAGGUGAUAUCAUGGAUCCCAAAGCCUUCGCCAAGUUAUCGAGGAAGCUGGCCAAAGUGCCUAAGAAGAAAGAGGAGGCCUCGUCCCUCCAGAAACCCGUGGAUGAGUAUUUCAAGGAGGUCGAGGCUCCCAAGAAGCCGGAGGGCGAGGAACCGUCGAAGGAGGUUGCCGCCGAUGACGCUGAUGCCGGGGGCUCCCAGGUUGGGGAGCUUAAACGGAAGAAUGCCGGGAAGGGCGUGGCGCCUCCGGAGAAGAAGAGGAAGGGAACCGGGGGGAAGAAGGAUGCCCCCUUGGUGAUCCUUGAUGAGCCCCCCUCCUUUCAGGCCUCGGAGUCCGCCCCCCUCGAGGAUUUUGAAGAGGGCGCCUGGCCCCGGGAAACAGUGCAGUUCUCCUUCAAGAAGGGGACUGCUAUCAUGCACGGCACCCUCGAUCCGAGGGAGUUUCUGAGGGGUGCCACUCCUCCGCUGGACCGGUCCACCCUCGGCCGGUUUGAUGAUAAAGCUCUCGAGCUCAAGGCCCUCCAGGCCUCAGUUUCUGCUAGCGUGGCCCUCGGGGAGUAUGUCCGGAGGGUGGACCAAAUGCGCCUCCGGAAGGCGGAAGACGACGAGGCCCUUAAGAGGCUCGUUGCAAAGAACACGGAGGCCAUACGGAAGAUGGCUGGGCUGGAGGAGGCUCUUCGGCAGGCUGACCAGAGGCUGGAGGCUGCCAAGAAUGAGGCCAGGGCCGAGGGCAUCGCCAAGGGGAAGGCUGAGGCAGAGAAAGUUGCCGCUGAAGCCGCCCAAGCAGCCGCCGAGGAAGCCGAUAGGGCCAAAGCCGAAGCCGUUGCUAAAGCCGCCGAGGGUGCCGUUGCUUCUUUCGUUGCCGAUGGCUGGAAGGCCGAAGAAUACCAGCAGUGGGUGGCCUCGGUGGUUGAGGCCAAAGCGGAUGCCUGGGUAAAGGGCCCCGGGGCAAUGUGGCUUGCCCUGAAGGGGAAAAGUUUUUAUGAGGGCGCCCAAUACUUUACUCAGGCUAUGCUAUACCGGAGGCUUGCUCGGCACCACGGCGUAGAUCCGAAGGAGUUUCAGCCUGAAGCCUACGGUCUCCCCCCCCCCUUCUGCCGGAUGUGAGGGUCCCCCUCCCUGAGGGUGAAGAGAGGCAGCUACUUGAGGAUUCCGAACUGGCCAGGUGUGAUUCUGACGAUGAUGAGGGUGAUGCCUCCUCCGAGCUGAAGGAUGUCUCCCAAGUAGCUGAUACUUAAGAUUUUUUGUAAUAUUUUUGUGGUUGUAAACUUCGGCUUCGGCCACAUGUAACCAAACACUUGUUACUUUGAAUAUUUCUGAUGAUGAAUAUAUGGGUACGCCCCCGGGAAUUUUAUUAUUGGUGAACAUACUUUUCUUUUG
Molecule: messenger RNA, 1643 nt
Organism: Cuscuta epithymum
Lineage: Eukaryota; Viridiplantae; Streptophyta; Magnoliopsida; Solanales; Convolvulaceae
Source: the annotation of a GenBank genome assembly